Neocloeon triangulifer is the source of this 5086-nucleotide messenger RNA. RefSeq lists its product as uncharacterized. Bases 89 to 2881 code for a protein of 930 amino acids. The record is from RefSeq and is a predicted model, not a curated record. The transcript is spliced from 3 exons. Lineage: Eukaryota; Metazoa; Arthropoda; Insecta; Ephemeroptera; Baetidae.
AUUCACUCUCUCAAUUCCAUUCGCUCCCGCGCUGAUGAUGCCAUUAUUGAAUUAGAGUUUAUGUGCUGGUGUUCAACCGGAGUUCACAAUGACUAACAAGGAAUUUUCUGAAAUUGAUCAAUUGCUGGAGGAUGGUUACAAAGUUCCUAGCUUAAGAGACAAACGCAAAGUUAUUGUUUUGGUUGGCAAAACAGGGGCUGGCAAGAGUACUUUGUCCAAGUUCAUACGCAAUGAUAAAAGCCUUAAGAUUUUUAUCACUAUUCAAGGUAUGCUUGCAUUUGCGGACGAAGAGGUAACCAUCAAUACCGAAAACCAUACCAGAUCUAAAACCUACAAACCCAACAUUGAUAUAGAUAAUCAAUCCGGUUUCUCGAUGAUUGAUUGCGCAGGUUUCAGAGACACGAGAGGGCAUAAGAAAGAUAUGGCCGUAGCUUUCAUCAACAAGAACAUUUUUGACUCGGUGAUAGAAAUGAGAAUCGUACUUGUCACUGAUUACAGCAAUCUGCUAUUAACCGGAGAUAGAAGCGCUUUCCGCGAAAGUUUGCAGCAUUUGGCGACUCUCAUCAAAGACAACAUUGAUUCAUUUAAAAACGCAAUUGGACUCAUUGCCACUAAAUCUCCACAAACAUCUCAACGUACUGAUAAUGAGGUGAUGAACGAUAUCAAAGUUUAUCUUCAGGAAACCAAGCGUCGACUUGAAGAUGAUGAGCACGAAGCCAAGGAGGAACAAGUUAAAAAAGAAAUUGGCAGGCAAAUUACAAUUCUAGGAUUAAUUUUGGAAGGUGAAGGAUAUAUUGGCUUUUUCCGUGUGCCUGAAAAAGAUGUCAUUCUUCCAAACACGAACUAUGAACAGCUUAGAAAACUAGUUUUUAACGAUUUGGAGUCUUCCUCUUUGUUCAAAAACAAAUUUCAUGUUACCGUGGCCCCAGAAACAGUUAUUUAUGUCAAAGACGUGGUACUACCUGAUGCGAAAAAGAAGAGCAACACUAUCCUGAAACAAACCAAGCACGUGAUCAUGAAAUGCAUUGCAAAGGAAAUCAUCAACAGAUACAACAAUAUUAGUGAAAAAUACAAGCAGACGAUCGAUUACUGUGGAUCAGUAGAAAACACACUAUUGAACUUCAAAAGUUUUGAGAAUUACGAGGAUCUAAAAAAUUUUGGAAUGGACCAGAAAUUAUGGGACACUUUAAACUUCCAAUAUAAGAAACUCCAUUUUUUGCACGACAUCGCUAAUAAGGAGAGUUUGAACAAGUUCGAGAAUGACGCUGCUGGUCUCUUCGGAUUGAAAGAAAACAUUUUGGCUUACGUCAUGAGCACUGCACGCUUCCACAAAUUUUUGAUCAAUCUUCUGGAGGAUGACCAAACCUACUGCGCCAAACUCUCUGAAUUGAAGAGAUUCGACGUUUACACUUUCUGUUUGUUCCAAGCUGGAUUGUCUGGACUAGGAUUCAACGAAAAAACAAUUUCGUCGGCCGCAAAUUUGAUACCGAAUGAAAAUCUGGUUGAGGAAAUGAAUCAAGUGCUUAAAUUAUGCGCUACACCCAAUCCUGAAAUGAAAACUGUUGACAAAACGACGAUUUUCUUUGGCCAACGCAUUGUGCUGAGUCAUAUUAUUUCCGAGAUUCGAAACCAAAGUAACAAAAUUCAUACAAUCGCUAUAGUGGCUGCAAGUUCCUUUUACAUCGACUGUGACGUCAACCUUCAAAACACUCAUUUCACCAUCCUGGCUCCGCAAGUCAUCGUUCACAAAAAUCGCAUUCUUCGUCUUAAUGGCGAAGAUGGGGCAUUCCACCCGAAAGAAAAAACCGAUUUCAAAAUUAAGGCGCUACACGGGAAUCCAGGUUUCAGCUCUGGUUCGUUCAGAAUGUUUGCCAACUCCAUUAAAAACUCGUCGCUAUUGCAUAUAACCAGUGUUGGUGGGAACGGAAGUGAUGGGCAAAAUGGAAGCGAUGGAAAAAACGCGGAAAUAAAAUCUGCCCCACAUUUUACAGAUGAUUACGAAGGAGAGGAAGAAACAAUUAAGAGUGAAAUUGAAAAGCCGGGAUAUGAGGUAGUUAUCAAUGAUGGUGACAAGAAAGAACCAAUGCCAACAUCCGCGAAAGUAGGGAUCGUCGCUGGAUCAAUUCUUGCAGUAAGUUUAGGUGCGUUUGCACUACCAGUCGUAGUAGCAGUUGGAGCAACAGGAAUGGCAUGUGGAGCAACUGCUGUAGCUUCAACUGCAGUAGUUGCUGGCUCAGCAAUAAUUGAGACAGAAAGAGAACAUUCAAAAACUCUAGAAGCUGUCUACAAAAACAAAUCUGGACCCACAAAUGGAGAAGAUGGUGGUGACGCCGGCUCUGGAGCAAGAGCAGGUGAAAUACAGAUCGUGGCUAGUCAUCAACAUCAAAUUAUACUGGACAAUCGGAGCGGAAUAUCUGGCAAGAGGGGUUCUGGUGGUAAGGCUGGUUCAAAUGCACCUAUGGACUUUCGAGCAACAUGUGAAUUGAAGGGGAAAAAGAAAAGCAGGUUUUAUGGACUCUUUGGUGAUUUCAAGUACAAAGCAGCUCGUGUGAAAAAAGAAAAUGGAAAAUGCUUUUCUGGUCCUAUAAAUGGUCGAAACGGAGCUGAGAAACAAGCUGAGCUGAAAUACAAGUUUCCACAAUUUCCCAUUUACAAACUGGUGAUAGAAAUUUGCAAUGCAUCGCUAACCAUAGUAAGCAGAGAACCGUCGAUAGUGUCUCUUUUGCUUUUAAUUUUCCCAGAAAACAAUUUAAUGAGCUCCGAGGGCAAGAAGUUCUUACAAGACAAAAUGCGAAAUGCCGAAGGAACCCAAAAAGUCAACUUAGAAUUCCUCAUUCGCUUUUGUACCAUUCAGGGUCGUCAACAAAAUUUGCUCCGUUAAUAUUAAUUAACACGCUCAAUAGGUGAUUUAAAAAUCAUGAACUAUAUGAUGAAAAUUAUGACGCUCCAUUAUCUGUAAAUAUAAAUUGAAACUACAUAAUAUAUCCACAUUAUGCACUUCAAAUAAACAGUCAAGACAUCGUUAUCUAAUUAAAGCACGAUAAUUUAUUUCUUUGUCACGGUUUCAUAAAAAAAAGAAGAUCAUUACUUUGAGGACUUUUUCGCAUCAGCAUCAAUGUGCUUGUAAAUCCAGGGCAGGUAAUUUUGGACGUUGGUGUAAACGCCAGGAAAUCCCUUCGUGCCGCACUUGUCCGGACCGUACGACACAACGCCGAUGACAAAUGCAAUGUACUGCCCGCUUUCGUCCUCCAAAAUGGACUGGAAGUUUUUAAAUGCGUGAAUUUACUUGAAUAUAAUUUGAAUUUUAAACUCACGAUAAGCGGAGACCCACUGUCUCCGUAGCAAGUGUCCUGCAAUUCACCACCAGCACAAAUUUGCGUCUGCUCGUUUAUAGGCAAAGGACUUCGGCACAAAUCUUUCGGAAGAAGCGGAAGUCGCGCAUAUUUAAGCCCAUUCUUCCCAGCACCAUCUGAUUUUAUUUAAAAAUAAUUAAUUAUUUAAACUAUGAGAGAAACAAUUAAUUUGUAUUUGACUCAUUCGGGAUGUCAAAAUUAUUAAAUAAUUGAUCAACUCAACCCUUUGUAAGAAUUAUAAAUUAACCUAUUUUUGGAUUAUUUAAUUUUUACCUAUAUUAACAAUGCCCCAGCCGAGAGCAAAAGCGUAUUUUUGGAAAAGAUUCUCUCUGGAAAUCGUCGGUAGACAAAUAGUGGACACGGUACCUAAAAUAAUACAUAAUUUUUUUCGCCGCUAAAUAAAUUUCAAGUAAACCGUCUUUCAUGUCCGCGGGUUGUUUCAGUUUAAUUAGGCCGAUGUCAUCCUGGUAAUUAUUUUUAAUGCCAUUGUAUUUGGGAUAAGCGUAACCUCUUUCAACGCCGAUAACUUGGGUGUGAGGGUGAGCGUCGUCGUAACCACCAAGCAUUACAGAAACUCUGCAAAGUUUAAAAUUUUUUCAUUAAAAAAAAGAGGUUGGAAGGGCUUCUUUAUUAAUUUUUCCUUUUAAUUAAUUAAAAAAGCAAAAUAAAUUUAAUGAUUUUGUUAAAAAAAAAUUUACUCUACCAAAGGUUGAAACAGGGGAGUUCUUUUCCCCCAAAAAAAGCAUUAUUUUAACUCUUAGAAACGUUUGUCUUUGGAUGUUGCACUAAAAAAUAAAUCAAAUAACAAGAAACUAUUGCGGUAAUUUUCAUAAAAUUUCAAUAUCUUCUUGGUGGAAAAAUGUGAACCUUAAACGAACCCUUGUUUCAACCCUCACCAGUGCAAAUUUUUCAAUAAAAAUUUCAAUUCGUCACUUUUCUUCCGGACAUUUUUUUUAAAUCACGCAAAUGAGUUACUAAAUAAAAACCUCUCUGUAACAUUAAAUUGUACUCACAAUUUUCCAUUAUUGCUUUUGAGACAAUGGCAGGCGGUCAGGACCCACGAGGGGUGGAUCAAGGCACCCCCGCAAAGUCGGUCAACGUGGUUUGAGUGAGGUCGGUCUGAAAUUUCACUUUUUAGGGUCAAAGCGUACUUUGGAUGAUAAAUAAAUACAGAUUGAACCGUAUUGCAGACGAGCCACGAAAUUGAACUGUCCGUCCAUAGCAAUGCCGCCGUAAAAGUUGGUCUUGUUCGUGUAAUCCUUGAGCUCGUUUGUUUUUUCAAUGAUGACUCGCUCCUCGGAGGAGGUCGUGUUGAUGCCCACCAAGAGUUUGUGCAGCGGAUCUUCGUCCUCGUCAAAAUGCUCGCGUUCGUCUUCGAUGUCGCCGCCGUUUUCCACAGACAUCUCCAAGUAAUUUGCCACUUUAUCUUUCACCAAUUUCGGUACUUCGUAUUUUGUGCCCACGAGCGAAACGCGGCCGCAGGUGCCCUGGUCAGGAAUGGUUUCGCUCAGUUUGCCGAUUGCCUCAAGCGCCUUAACUCGCUCCCGAGGGCAGCACAUCUAAAAUUAAAAAAAGAAAACUAAAAUUUAUUUUCAUUUAGUUUCGUUUUGUGCUAUGUUGCAAUAAGUUAUUAAUUUGUAUUGACGUUUUAAAAGUUUGAAAAACAUAAAUAAUAAUAACUAUAGUUUUAUGUUACAAUAAAAAUUUUAGUAGUCAAAUUUUAAUUUAUAAAC